This is a messenger RNA of Drosophila bipectinata, 1477 nucleotides long. Its product is annotated as activating signal cointegrator 1 complex subunit 1. Gene Ontology annotation, biological process: regulation of DNA-templated transcription; DNA alkylation repair. The record is from RefSeq and is a predicted model, not a curated record. Gene Ontology annotation, cellular component: nucleus. Lineage: Eukaryota; Metazoa; Arthropoda; Insecta; Diptera; Drosophilidae. Gene Ontology annotation, molecular function: RNA binding.
CCUCUAGGAUUUAGCCGGCUAACAUCAUUUGGUUUUGGAAACUGGGAAAUCCCAUGAAUUUUGCUUCGUUGUUGGAUAGUGUUCCUUUUUUUCCUUAAAAAUGAGUCGAAACAUUCUAGCUCCACCCGUGCAAAAAAUGAGCCAUGGACGAAAUUACCGUGUUAACGUAGUACACGAUGACUUUGGCGGAAGCAAGUGGAACGGUCUGGGUAAGAAGUCCAAGAACGAAGUGAAGGGAUACCAGGAACCUGAUCUCUAUGGAGAUGAUGACGAUGAAGAGGACCUGGCCGCUAACGAUAUUGUGGAGACUUCGAGUGGCGGGUACGAGCUGGCUUUGCCUGUCCCAAAAUCUUUUUACGGCGGGUUAAUUGGCAUGAAGGGAAACACCAAGCGUCGGAUCGAAGAGGAAGCCAACUGCGAGAUAUAUGUGCCCCGUCAGAAUGAAAAGUCCAACAAUGUUAUGAUCAGGGCCAGGGAGCGCAGCCAAGUGUGCGCUGGCUUGCGUCGCAUUCGCCACAUUACUGCAUCGCUGCGUCAGAAGAUGAAGCCAACCCACUUUCUGGCUGUGGCCCUCAACUCUGGUGAAGUCCAGGAACACUUUGUAGAGCUAAAGAAAAAAAUACUGGAAGCCAAUUUGCCAGGAAUCGAUGAAGCUCUCUUCAUGCCGGAAAGCAGCAUCCAUCUCACCUUGGGCGUGUAUGUGCUCCUUGACGAUGAUGAACGUAAGAAAGCUCUCGCAGAACUCGAAGCUUGUCGUCCGAUGCUAGAAAACCUAGUCACUCCCUUCGAUCUGAAGAUCAAAGGGCUGGAGAUCAUGAAUGAUGAUCCCAGUGCAACACGGGUUUUGUACGCCAGCGUCGAGGCACCGGAGUUGCAAAAGUUCGCCGAUCAGGUCUUGGCCCACCUACAGACCACCGGUCUGUGUGCCACCGAUAAUCUGACAAGGGAAUCCGUCAAGCUGCACAUGACAGUGAUGAACAAUCGCUAUCGCAAGGAGGUGAUGAAGUGCGACGAUAGCUUUGAUGCUCGCGAAAUCCUGAAGCGUUUUGGAGACUACGACUUUGGUUCAGCCAAGUGCCAGGUACUGCACUUGUGCGUUUUGAAGUCGCGUGGCGAGGAUGAUUUUUACAAGAUAACCGGAUCCCUGGAGUUUUAAGGAAGCCUGUGAAUGCAUAGAUCUAGUUUAGUAUAAACAGGGAGAGACUCCCUUUCUUGAUAUUCCCACAAACUCCCGGUAUUUUGCAAAUAAAAAUACAAUUAAAAUACACAUACGAUUUAUUUGUCGAAUAUCAAUGCUCAAAGUGGUUUUGUAUAUCUGGUUUGCAUCCGAAACUGGAUCGGAUAACACAACUGUGUAUUUGUUUUUGUGCCAGCGGGGGAGUCUUUUUCGGGAAAGCCCUCCCAACAAUGGAAACAAAGGUGCGCUGCGACAUCGCAUACGGUUAGGUAAGAGUGGCCUCUUCUUCCGUUUUUGUAU